AUGCCUCCAAAAAUGCGAAUCAAAAUGCGAUUUCUUUCGAGAAGUCUAGUUAUUCUAAUCGCUAUUCCACAACUAAUCAUUGGAAUUAUAUGCAUCCAUCAAGUUGAAAACGAAGUUAAGCGAGCUCAAGAUCUCUUAUCAAUGAUAGAAACAGUGCGCUUGCAUCCAACAGUAAACCAUUUUCAAAUUUCAAUGGAAAAGACUGAAAUAAUACCGCUGAUGAUUUUUGGAUUCCUGGGAUUCUUUGCUAUUUUUCCAUUCUAUCCCCAUAUUUUCCUGGUGCUUUUGAUGAUGCUAGCGCAAGUUGCUAUGCUGAGUUUUCCGAUUUUUCGAAUUUCAGAGAUCCGGGAAUCUUUGCAGGAUGAUUAUAAAUACAUCAUACCUGCUUCUGAGUUUGAUUCGUCGAAAUUCCGCAUUUCUAAAUCAAUGGAAAAAUCUAAAAGCAUAUAUACCAGUUUAUUGAAAUCUACUUCCCAGAAAAAGUUAGAAGAUAUCAAAAUAGUGCAAAAACUAUAUACAAACUCGUUCCGUAUGCUUUUUGAAAUUUUGAAUUUCAAUGAAGUAUUUGUGUAUAUCGCAAUUGGUUAUACCGUUUUUUCUAUUGGAGUUCUGAUGGUUUUUGCGAUGUGAGUUUUCUUAAGCUCAUGAACAUCGAAUUUUAAUAUUUUGUUUUCAGAAUACAUAAGCCCAAAACUGAAAAGAAACCAAAACCUGCAGAAUCAGAAGGAACUGGAGAUUAUUAA
Caenorhabditis angaria is the source of this 743-nucleotide messenger RNA. NCBI's taxonomy places the organism in Eukaryota, Metazoa, Nematoda, Chromadorea, Rhabditida, Rhabditidae. The record is from the annotation of a GenBank genome assembly.